Molecule: messenger RNA, 1956 nt
Organism: Microplitis demolitor
Lineage: Eukaryota; Metazoa; Arthropoda; Insecta; Hymenoptera; Braconidae
Gene: odv-e66-20
Exons: 1
Coding region: 40-1917 (625 amino acids)
Source: RefSeq, marked provisional
AAACAAACAUAUUUUGCGCUUACUCCAAAAAAAAGUCCCAUGUUAUUUAUCGUCAUAUUACUACUAGUAAUUUUUAUAAUCGGCGUAAUAUAUUAUAUGUCACAACCCCUCGAAGAACCAACCGAAGAAGAUUCUUCACCAAUCCCACAAAUAUAUGUAGAUGACUCAAAAUCCGAUGAAAAAUUUGUCAUGAAACCAGUACAAGAUUUUAUUACCAAAUUAAAAAAAUCUCUGUCAAAAAAUCCACUCCUACCCAAGUACGCCGACUUAUUCAACAAAUACGAAAUUUAUUUUACCGAAGCAUACGAUAAAUAUUUCGUUAAUAAAGGCAUACCUAAUAUUCGUGAAAUUUCUUUCUUUAGCAUCGCGAUGAUUUCAAAAUACGUGGAGACAAACAAAAAAAGUUAUUUAUCCGUCGCUGAAAAUCUUAUACAGAAUACAUAUGAUAGAUUAAACCUAACAUUAACUGAUAAGAAAAUACCAUGGAACAUUAAUUGGUACGACAUUUCAAUUUUACUAACGCGCAUGCUCGCAACCUAUCAAUUAACCGACGGUGAUAAAGAACUUAAACAAAAUUCUCACAAAUUAAUUGUAAAAAUAAUUCCGAAAAUUAAUGAAUCUUUGGGUCAGGUCCGAGACGGACUCGACUUGGCUUCAAUUUUGAUUACCAGAUUAAUUACUAAUUACAUUAAUGACCUUAACCAAUUUUACAGUGACACCGAAUUGGAAAUAUUUCCGUUCCUUGCUGAAAAAAUAUGCACACUUAAUUACACCACCGACAUUACUAGCAAUGGAAUUUAUUUUGACGGCUCGUGUGUGGAAAAUAAAGUCGCGACUUUUGAAAAUUUAUCAAAAUUCAGUGAAUUUUAUACAGUCGCAUUUCGCACACUAGAUUACCCCGUGGACAUCGAUGGGUUUAUUACCGGAACAUUUGACAAAAUUCUUCACCCAACGAUGAAUUUUAUACCUUACGGAUUAUUUGGAGUCGAGCCAAUAAUAAAUUGCACUGAAAUUUUGUCAAAUAAUUGGCCGAAUUAUGAAAAAAAUUCAAAAUUUGGCGCGAAAAUAUUUCCUCAUAUUGGUCUCGGUGUAUUUAAAUCACCGGAAUUUGUAUUUUCGUUGCGUGUUCAACGUGAGGACAUUGCGGCCUACGAAAGCGAUCCAGAUAAUUUUGAAUUUCCCGCGGGAUGGAUUCAAAUGCGUAAAUUAUAUCUUACAGACGUCGAUUACAGUAAAUAUGAAAAUGGAAUGAAAUGGCCUGAACUUAAAUUACAACCAGGUGUGACAUCUUUUGCUGAUGACCAACCAAAUGAUUUUGAAAAAUUGAAACCUAAAUCUGGUCGCAAGCAAUUUAUGCGGAAUGAUGUUAAGUCAUUGAUUGGACUGCUGGAAAAUGGCAAAAAAGUGGUGAUGUAUUGGAGAAAUGAAUAUAAUUUUGACAUGUACCAAAAUGUUGACGUCAUUGAAUUCGGGGUUUGCACGGAAAAUGGUUUGGUUAUGAGAUAUGACGUCAAUAAUAAAUCGGAUAGAGUCUUAAACAUAAAAUUGAGUGAUAAUGAUAUUGAUGACAAUUUGAUGCAGUUUGAAGGUAAAUUCUUGGGGAUGAAUUACAGCGAGGGUGUGGUGAGACUGGAAAAAAAUUCUAGGAAAGUAAUAAAUUGGCGGCAAGUUUUUCAAACGGAAGUUAAACCUUGGGUUGUUAAUUUGGAUAGAACGCAACAGCAUAUUUCCUUUUCCGUGGGAAGUGAUAAUUAUUUGAUUGAGUCUUAUGAUGAUUAUCAUGUUGUCAGACGCAAUGGGGUUUUGACACUCGCUGGUAGUUAUAAGACGUUUAGUAAAGAAAUUAUUGAUCAUGAGGAAGGGGGAAAUAAUUAUCGGUUUCAAUUGGACAGUAAGACACUUAUGUAUCGGCUGUAGAUAAUUUGAAUAUUUGAGAUUUAUUGAAUUAUUAUUUUU